Messenger RNA from Ctenopharyngodon idella (grass carp), 1799 nucleotides. It is a transcript of the gene fam151b, whose product is annotated as family with sequence similarity 151 member B. The transcript is spliced from 6 exons. The coding region runs from base 103 to 1017 and encodes 304 amino acids. The record is from RefSeq and is a predicted model, not a curated record. Lineage: Eukaryota; Metazoa; Chordata; Actinopteri; Cypriniformes; Xenocyprididae.
UCCCAUAAUGCUUCAUGCUACCGGUUUCAGUUAUGCUUAAAAGUAUUAGCUGUCGUAAAGUAAAUGUUAUGUUCGCAAAAAAACAGUUAUUUAUAACGAUACAUGGGUUUAGUUAGACAUAAAUGGUACCGUUUUGUAUUAUGUGCUACAGUUAUUGCUUUUUUGGUCGCUUGCUACCUCAAAUUACAGUCACUGUCAAACUCCAAAGUCGUAGGAUCAAUGAGCGAACACACACUGGAAUAUUUCCUCAAAAAGGGGACGAUACAAAGAAAAGAUGCUGCUGAUAUUGAAUGGUAUCAUGCAGCAAACAGCAAGAGCAAACUCAUAGAGGCUCUUCGAGGUUCUGCACAGAUGAUUGAAGCCGAUGUUCUUCUCAGGGGUCAAGAUCCAAAAGAGCCCAUUAUGGCUCACCCGCCUGACAAUGAUAGUGAUAUAACUCUGCAGGACUGGCUUAAAGAAGUUGUGAAAUCAGACAAAGGAAUAAAAUUGGACUUCAAAAGUCUCGCAGCUGUAUCCCAAUCCAUGAUUCUACUUGAAGAGGUCCGAGAUCAGCUGCAGGGACCCGUGUGGAUCAAUGCUGAUGUUCUUCCUGGCCCUGGUGGCAAAGCCACCCCUUUGAACCCUCAUGUUUUUCUACAGGAAGUGGCUCAAAGAUCAGAAAAUGAUGUUCUCUCUUUGGGUUGGACCACUGGAUGGGAUGUAGAUGUAGACAAUCAUGGCUAUAGCUGGGAGAUGGUUCAUCAGAUGGAAGAAUUAUGCAGAUCCCUAAAGCAACCAAUCACAUUUCCAGUCCGUGCAGCUCUCAUUCCUGUGUCCUUCCCACAGUUCCAGUGGCUUUUAGAGCGUUCAGACCGGUACAGCCUGACUGUAUGGACAGGCAAGGAUGAUGUUCUUAAUGUGGAAUAUCUGUUGCCCUACAGGCAAAACUUCAGUAAAACCAGGAUCUACUAUGAUCUGUUAGAAUCACAGUUCAAGCAAUUUAAAGGACUACCUGGCUACUCCUACAAAAGCAAUUAAACUUACUGACAUUAGCUAUGUUUCUGUUCACCUAUUUUUAUGCAUAUUUUGGGAUGCACUCAAUAGAGGUGGAUACAUUUUUAUCCGAUAAGAAGACAUGCACAUAAUCUACGAUGUAAAUACAUUUUCAGAGUAAUUCCCUCAAUGCGCAACAAAAAAACUCAAGUGACACUGCCUCAGCAGAGGAUGUGAUUGGAUAACUGGACUAACCAGCGGAACAAUUGCAUCACACAGAAUCUCAAAUGUUGGUUUGGUCAUUCUGAAAUGCCUGAGUCAAAGUCUGUCAUCAGAAUGAUUUGGCUUAUCAUGAUUGUGUUUACAAACACCAGACAUCCAGACGCAAGAUAACAUGACAGCGAUUAUUACGUUUCGUCAUUUAUGAUGUAUGAAAAAGAGCCACAGUGGCUUCCAUUUUUAUUACAGAUAUUUUGCACCAAUUUCCCAGGAAGUUACAAGUUUUGAUGGAAACUCUGCUUUAUUCGCAGAUGUUUUAUGCGAUAUUCCAAUUUUGCGCACAAGUUAAAUUCGCAACUUUUGAUGGGAAGAUAGCUAUUGACUUUGCAAAGUAUAACAGCUAAACACAAUAUGCAUGUACUGUAACACAUAAAGACAUGUAAAUACACCCUAUGUACUCUGUAUUUAAGUCUUAGGUUUUAAGGUUUACACAUGAGUUUCAUUGGUUGUGUCAUGCUUAACUUACUAAUGUACAAAGGAAAAGAGAAAUGCUAUAUUUUUGUAAUCUACAUUAGCAUUUUGUCAAAUGAAUAAAAGUAUGGGACAAA